GCUUCUGAUCCGGCGCUGGCGUUUUCUGAAAGGACCUGAAAGUGGAGCGCGAGGAGUGAAGGUUGUAAAAGGAAGGGUAAAUUUCUCCUUUCUAGUGAAAUUCCGCGCUGCGAGGCCCAUCUUAAUUCCUUCUUAGGGUCUUGUGAGUGACUGUGGAUCUAAACUCCCCACUGCCGUCCCCAUCCCGGAAUGGACCAAGGCCUGGUGUGUGACCUGAAGGGGAUCGUGGAGUCGGCUGGGGUGCCCACUGCUGCUGUGUACAUGAGGCCUCACAGAAGGGGAGCGAGAUCUGAUGGAAAGUGUGGGGAGAAACCCUGUGUUGGUCUCUGUGUGGGAGUUGACUGCCCUGAGUCUCUCCUGUGACAGUGAGCAGCGGAGGACUGUCUAUUCCACAUGAUUGACCUCUAAAGUCUCAUGUUGCCUGAGGAAAACACACGGAAGAUGAGAAAGAGGAAGGAACAGGAGUCAGGCAUGGCUCUUUCUCAGAAACAGUUGACUUUCAAGGAUGUGGCCAUUGACUUCUCUCCAGAAGAGUGGGAAUGCCUGGACCCUGCUCAGAGGGCCUUGUACAGGGACGUGAUGGUGGAGACCUACAGGAACCUGCUCUCUCUGUUGGUGCCACAGUUCCUACAGAGAGAAAGCAAGGUCUUUGUCAAGAUCCACAACAGUUACCAUCUGGCUCCUGUGAACCAGUCUUUGCUUGACUUUGAGGAGCAUAAUGGGGAUUGUGUUAUCAGGGUCUCUUGUCCCUUCAUCUCGUCUUCUGGUCUUGAUUCCCCCGGAUGCCCAGUUCUUAGUCCAUAUGGAUCAGAGCUGAUACCUCUGCUGAACUUCUGAGUUUGAUCAGAGUGGCUCUACUUGGAAGAUGUAAUCAAAGCAUGGGAUGGGGAAGGAGGUGGAAACCCACUCCAGUAUUCUUACCUGGGAAAUCCCAUGGACAGUGGAGCUUACCGGGCUAUAGUCCAUGAGGUCGCAGAAGAGUCGGACACAAAUGAGCAACUAAACAAACAUGGAUUUGUCAGUCUCUGUUAUAUAUCUCACCCAUACAUGUGAUUAAGCAGUUACAGCUAAAAUCGAACAGUGACACAAGAAAAGUACUUCAAACAGUGUUGUUGAGAAGACCCAAAAGUCUUGAAAUCAAACAUAUUUAACCUCAGGGAAAUGCAGGAAAAUAUGAAUGACUUUGAGUCUCAGUAGAGAUGUGAUGAAAGAAAUGAUAAAGUAAUGCCUGUGACCAAUAACAAAAAUCUCACCGAUGGAAGACAUUGCUGUUGUCAAAGGGAUGUCAAAAUCAAGCCUGUUGAAAAUUGGCUUGGUUUAAACUUUCAGGAUGAACUCCACAUAAUAAGUGAAAGGGAAAUGAAUGGAUUUGAUGACCCUGACAAGAAAAUCAACAAUAGUGUCCCAUUUUCACCACUUCAUAUAAUUUCUCCUAGAGUUCAAAUCAGUAUUUCUAACACACAUGAAAGUGACUUUACGCAUUCCUCAGUCCUGACACAGGACCAGAAAGCACACAGCAAAAGACCUUACAAAUGUAGCAAGUAUAACAAAACCUUCCUCAAUAGCUCAAACCUCGCCAGACAUCAGACAGUCCACACAGGAGCGAAAAUAUUUAAAUGUGAUUUAUGUGACAAAGUCUUUAGUGAAAAUUCAAGACUUAUAAAUCAUGGGAGAAUUCACAGUGGAGAGAAACCUUACAAAUGUAAUGAAUGUGGAAAAACCUUUAAUCACUACUCAAACCUCAUUAGGCAUCAGAAAAUUCAUACAGGAAAGAAGUUCUGUGAAUGUGAUCUCUGCAACAAAAUCUUCAGUAAUAGUCCAAGCCUUGCAACUCAUCGGAGAGUUCAUACUGGGGAGAAACCUUAUAAAUGUAAUGGGCGUGGCAAAGCUUUUAGUCUGUUUGCAACCCUUGUAUUGCAUCAUAGAGUUCAUACUGGAGAGAAACCUUACCAGUGUAAUGAGUGUGGAAAAAUCUUUAAUCACUGCUCUAACCUCAUCAGACAUCAGAAAAUUCAUACCGGAAAGAAGUUAUAUGAAUGUGGUAUGUGUAGCAAGGUCUUCAGUCGAAAUAAAAACCUUGCAAUUCAUCACAAGGUUCAUACUGGAGAUAAACCCUAUAAAUGUAAUGAGUGUGACAGGAGGUUUAGUAAAAAUUCACAUCUUGCAAGUCAUCAGAGAACUCAUACUGGAGAGAAACCUUACAAAUGUAAUGAAUGUGGCAAAGUUUUCACUAUACGUGCAACUCUUGGAAGACACCAGAGAGUUCAUACUGCAAAGAAACCUAACAAAUGUAAUGAAUGUGGCCAGGUCUUUACUCAGAAAUCAAGCCUUACAUGUCAUCAGCAAAUUCAUUCUGGAAUGAAACCUUUCAAAUGUAGUGAUUGUGGCAAAGCCUCCCGUCAAAAUUCGCACCUUACAAGUCAUGAGAGAGUACAUUUUGUAAAGAAACCUUCCAACUACAUUGAGUGUGCAAAAUCCUUUACUCAAGUCUCAGCCCUUACUACAUAUAAGAAAAUCCAGACAUGAGAGAAACCAUAUAAAUAUCAUAUGUUGGAAAGUCUUCAGAAUUAAAAAUUCACACCUUACAGUUCUUUGGAGAAUUGUUACUGGAGAGAAACCAUACAAGUAUCUUUAAGUCUGGCAAAGCUUUUGUGCAUUCAGUCUGACCAUCAUAUAUGGAAGGAACGGAAGGAAACGUACAAAUGUCAUAAUGGAAGGAAGUGUCAUAUGGAAGGAAUGUCAUUAAUGUCAUAAUGGAAGGAAACCUUACAAAUGUCAUGACUGUCUCAGUGUGUUUAGUCAAAGUUUAUACCUCAUGACCCACCAGAUUACUCAUACUAGAGAGAGACUUUAUAAAUGUAAUGAAAGUUUUUCAGUGUCCUUUCAAGCCUAACUCAUGAGAUGGUCCAUACUGAUGAGAGACCUUGAAAAUACGGUGAUGUGGCAGUGCAUUUAGCAUGUGUUCACAUCUUAAAGUUCAUGAGAAAAUUCAUACUGGAUAGAAACUAGGUGGAUGUACUUUGUGUAGUCAGGCCUUUAGAAAACGAAUUUGUUCUGGAAAGAAUCCUCACAAGUAUCAUGAAUGUGAGAAAUGUAUGCUCAGGGCUCACAUCUCACCAGAAUUUAGGUAAUAAUCAGUGGACAAAACAUGAAAGAAAGGGAUAAAUUUUGCAAAUCUUUUAUGUUGUGCCCUAAACUCAGGGCACAAUACAAUGAGGAGACUUAACCUGACAGUCCAGUGGUUAAGACUCCAUGG
Molecule: messenger RNA, 3256 nt
Organism: Odocoileus virginianus texanus
Lineage: Eukaryota; Metazoa; Chordata; Mammalia; Artiodactyla; Cervidae
Product: zinc finger protein 480-like
Biological process (GO): regulation of DNA-templated transcription
Source: RefSeq, a predicted model, not a curated record